Messenger RNA from Cooperia oncophora, 1179 nucleotides. The record is from the annotation of a GenBank genome assembly. Lineage: Eukaryota; Metazoa; Nematoda; Chromadorea; Rhabditida; Trichostrongylidae.
AUGGGUGAGCUGGUGGAUUCAGUGCUAACUCCUUUACCACCCAGAUGGCGGAAUUGGGUUGUACGUGGAGUGUUCACAAUAAUCAUGGUUUCAAUGUUCUCAUUCAUAGUGAGCAAAGGACCGACAUGGUUAAUGGCCCUGGUCUUUGCAAUUCAAUUCAAAUGCUUCCAUGAAAUUAUCAGCAUUGGGCUAGCCGUUUACCGCAUGUAUGAUUUCCCAUGGUUCCGUUUACUAUCAUGGUAUUUCCUACUGACCAGCAACUACUUUAUCUUCGGAGAAAGUCUAAUUGAUUACUGGGCCAUUUUGCUGCGAAAAGACAAUUUUCUCCAUUUUCUCAACAGUUAUCACCGACUGAUCAGUUUUGGACUGUACUGUGUUGGAUUUGUAUGGUUCGUUCUUUCGCUAAGGAAGGGCUACUAUAUGCGGCAGUUCUCUCUGUUCGCCUGGACUCAUAUCACACUGCUGUUGAUCGUCUGCCAGUCGUUCUUCAUUAUCCAAAACAUAUUCCAAGGGACCAUUUGGUUCCUAGUCCCAGUUGCAAUGAUCAUCUGCUGUGAUGUAAUGUCCUACAUGUUCGGUUUCUUUUUCGGAAAGACACCGCUCAUCAAAUUAUCACCGAAGAAGACGUGGGAAGGAUUUAUUGGAGGUGCUGUCAGUACCGUCGUAUUCGGAAUUAUGCUCUCCUACUUCCUCUACAAUCGACCAUUCUUCGUUUGCCCAGUUGAAGACUACUACAUUGAUAAUACAAACUGUACAAUUCCGUCGUCAUUCCAAAUGCAACCGUAUUCUCUUCCACGACCAUUUUCAUGGAUUUUCAAAGUUCUCAAACGUGACCCGCAUGUGUACCUCUUUCCAUUCCUUGGUCACGCUAUAGUUAUGGCGUUGUUCGCGAGUAUUCUCGGUCCGUUCGGAGGAUUCUUCGCGAGCGGAUUCAAAAGAGCCUUCAAAAUCAAGGACUUUGGUGAUGUAAUUCCUGGCCACGGAGGGCUGAUGGACCGGUUCGACUGUCAGCUUCUCAUGGGUACAUUUGUCAGUGUGUACAUUCACACUUUCAUUAGAGUACCAAAUCCGGCUAAAUUGGUCACCCAGAUCCUGUGGCUGCAACCAGAAGAUCAGAUUACCGUAUUCAACUCAUUAAAACAUGAACUUAUUCAGUCCGGAUUGUUACAGCCGUCUUGA